Asterias rubens (European starfish) is the source of this 587-nucleotide messenger RNA. Its product is annotated as testis, prostate and placenta-expressed protein-like. Lineage: Eukaryota; Metazoa; Echinodermata; Asteroidea; Forcipulatida; Asteriidae. The record is from RefSeq and is a predicted model, not a curated record. The transcript has 7 exons. Bases 1 to 555 code for a protein of 184 amino acids.
AUGCCAGUUGCCGCGCCUAUGUAUGUAGCCAACUACCCGACGCUGAGGCGGGUCCAGCUUGCCGCCGUGAAGGAAGGACUUUACCACCCGAAGCUACCCACGUUUCGACGGAUGGACAUGGACACGGCUGCCCAUAGGUUACCGGACGAACACUGCCGAACAACAAGUGGUUGCGGACCAGAUGAUUUUCGUGGUGCCACUGUAACGUACUUCAACCCACCUACAUCCCGCUAUGCUGGAUCAAACGUAACGGACACAGGACGAAAUCUUCGUGAAACUCUUAAAGACGAUAUCGGCUCUCUUAAAAUUAACUGGGAGGACGCAAAAGACAUCAAACAACUGCCCACAUUUAAAAGUAAAGGUGAUCUGAGAUUUACGGGUUAUGCUGUGCGAUACCUUAAACCAAGUAUUACAGAAUCAUGGAGGUACACAUUCAAACAAGAGCCCAAGUUAGACCAGUACGGACAACGUCCAGUGCCUGCAAAUAUUUUUAGCCGAUACAGAGACACCUUCCCACAAUACAGCCGCAACAUUGCCAGUGACUGCUACAGAUAAGCCAGGACAGUGACGUCACUUAUUACGUUUUA